Molecule: messenger RNA, 1897 nt
Organism: Phycodurus eques (leafy seadragon)
Lineage: Eukaryota; Metazoa; Chordata; Actinopteri; Syngnathiformes; Syngnathidae
Gene: tsr3
Product: TSR3 ribosome maturation factor
Exons: 6
Coding region: 272-1174 (300 amino acids)
Biological process (GO): maturation of SSU-rRNA
Molecular function (GO): rRNA small subunit aminocarboxypropyltransferase activity
Source: RefSeq, a predicted model, not a curated record
AGGAGUGAAAGAAACAACUAAAUUGUUGUUUGGAUAGUUUUUAAAAAGCCUAAGGGAUCAGUUUUUUUACCGUGACAAACGCUGCAAAUUGCAAAAGCGUUUAAUCUGGGUUUAAUGUUCACGUGUUGCUAAUGUUUUUUCAUAAAUGCUAAUGCUAGCGGUUGCGACCUAUCAGCAAGCUGUUGUUUUUACAGACUUAGCCUUUUCGCCAUAAUAGUAAUUGUUUAGAGUAUAUAUUAUACGAGGGCAGGAUAUACUUUUGCUGUGCAAAAUGGGACGGAAGAAACAGGGCAAGGUUGUGCGUCCUGACAACAAGGGAAAAGACAAACGACACAAAGUGAAGGGGAAAACAUUAGCGGCUUUUACAGAAGAAAUGCACUCUGCAUUCGAAGCAAGUCUUCACAGAGAGGAGGAGGAGGGAGCCGGGAGCCCCCAAGUGAAGCUCCCUUGUCCACUAGCCAUGUGGGAGCUGCGCCAUUGUGACCCCAAACGUUGCACAGGCCGAAAGCUGGUCCGCAAGGGCUUUGUACGCAACCUGCGCCUCAAUCAGAGGUUUAACGGACUCAUUUUGAGUCCCAUGGGCACAAAGUAUGUCACACCAGCAGACAGGGAGAUUGUGACCCGGAAUGGAGUGGCAGUGAUCGAUUGCUCCUGGGCCAAACUGGAGGAGACGCCGUUCGAUAAAAUGGUCGGAAGUCAUCCGCGGCUGCUGCCGUACCUCGUAGCGGCAAAUCCGGUCAACUACGGGAAGCCUUGCAAAUUAUCUUGUGUUGAGGCUUUUGCUGCAACUUUUUGUAUUGUGGGUUUUGAGGAGCUGGCUGUGCUAUUGUUGAAGAAAUUCAAGUGGGGGACUGUGUUCCUGGAUCUGAAUAAAGAGCUGCUGAAGCGCUAUGCUGCCUGCCGGUCGGAGGAGGAGCUGCUCACUGUAGAGAGAGACUUUCUCACCGCUAAACCAGAGGACGAAGAAAUUGAUCCCUUCGACGUCAACUCGGGAGUAGAAUGCAUGAAUCUCAACAGACGUCACUGGGAACCUGAUGAGGAGGAUUCGAGCGAAGACACUGACACAUCAGAGGAUGAUAAUCAUGAUGAUGAAGCAGAUGAUGAAAAAAACAACAAUGAGUCAGAAAAUGUUUCACACGAAGACCAAGUUGGAGCAGCAGAGUCAUCGCAAUAAAUCUUAGAAUUGAUUAAUGGAAGGAGUGACGACCCAAUAUAAAUUGUUGAAUAUGAUAAAAGUACAUUUUGGUUAAUUUGUACGUCCUUCAUGAAAUAUUUUAAACUGUUUUUAGUGGUGGGAAGUAAUGAAGCAAAAAUACUUCAUUACUGUAUUUAAGUAGAUAUUUUUAGAUUUUGGGCCUUGUGUAUUUAUUUUUCGGACGACUUACUUUCUUUUACUCCCGACAUUUAAUAAGAUAUCUGUAAUUUCUACUCCUUACUUUGUCAAAAUAGACUCGCACCUGCAUGGAUGGCGACACAAAGUAAAACAGACAGCGUCUGUCUAAUCUGUGGUAAUAUGUACCGGGUAUGUUAUCAGUUAUCAUAAGAUUAUUUAGAUUUUUUUUUUUUGUUAGCGUGAGUUGCUGUGGUGACCUCUAAUGGGACGAAGGGGAAAAAAAUCGUGCCAACAACAAUACAGUUGACCCUCGCAUAUUCACGGUUAGGCAUUUGAAAAUAUUUUUUAGGGGGGCAACUUAUCUCCGUUAUUUGUGGGAUCUCACGUUGAUACGCAGGUUUUUUUGUUUUGUUUUUCUGAAGCGGAAUUACGAGAGAGCAUCAAUUAUUCGCGAAUUUUCGAGGAACCCGACCGCGAAUAGAAUUUUGUCAGCAGAAAAUCCUGCGCCAACGCUAGCUAGCUCUCAUUUUUAAUAGACAAAAAAAAUAAUUAUUUUUUUUGAUA